Messenger RNA from Fusarium venenatum, 321 nucleotides. The record is from RefSeq and is a predicted model, not a curated record. Lineage: Eukaryota; Fungi; Ascomycota; Sordariomycetes; Hypocreales; Nectriaceae.
AUGAUUCUGGUGCCUUAUCUCAGGACUAGAUACCCAGUCCCUGUUGACAGCUCAGGCGGGGCAGCAGGGCGACCAGUUACUAGCUCAGCUGCAAAGGUGUCCCACGCUGCCAGUCAUCAGUCGAACCUCUCUCUUGCCAGCAUGACAAUGCAUAAGGGCAUGUUGGUAACGGAACUCUUGUCUGAACGAAAGCUGCUUCAAAAUCUAUCCAGACAUGUUAUUUGUCGAGCAGUGACUUGUUUAGAUCGACAAUGGCAGAAUUCUGGUGGAUCCCAAACGGAUGACAGCGUUUGGGGAGCGAGCGAUAUCUACAAGUUAUAA